Messenger RNA from Aphanomyces astaci, 1942 nucleotides. RefSeq lists its product as hypothetical. The record is from RefSeq and is a predicted model, not a curated record. Gene Ontology annotation, cellular component: cytoplasm. Lineage: Eukaryota; Oomycota; Saprolegniomycetes; Saprolegniales; Verrucalvaceae. The transcript has a single exon. The coding region runs from base 66 to 1850 and encodes 594 amino acids. Gene Ontology annotation, molecular function: RNA binding; 3'-5'-RNA exonuclease activity.
CCGCCGGCCAAGCAGGUGCGGCGUGGAUUCAUUGUGCAUCCAUCGGCGCAGCACGUCCCUUGCACAUGCUAGUUUGGCGAUCCCGUCCUCUCACGAGAUCCAAGCUUUUACUCGCUGUUCCUCGUCGUUUCUUCACAGACGACGCCUCAUCACCGCCGUCAACUCCCAGACCACCACUUCCACUCACGUCCCUUGCCGCCAUGGACGUUACCCGCCACAACUUUGCCGAAGCGUUGGUGGAUCUUGAAAAGCAGCUCGCGUUGCCGUCCUGUCGGUUCGUCGCGAUCGACACUGAAUUCACAGGGCUGACGCCGUCCGAGUUUACGCGGGAAAAGGUCAUCGACACGCUCGAAGAGCGAUACGCCAAGGUCCGGUCGUCUGGCGAGAACUUCCUCAUCACCCAAUUCGGCGUGGCGCUCGUGCAUGUCGCCGACUCGAUCGACGUUGAAGAUGAGGCCAAGACGUGGAUCUCAUGCUGGAACUUUUACGUGUUUCCUCGGCCAUAUCAGAACGUCGACGCGCGCUUCCUCUGCCAAGCGUCGUCCAUGCAGUUCAUGGCCGAGCACGGGUUCGACUUCAACAAAUUCAUCCGCGACGGGAUUCCGUACCUGUCGCGCAAGUCCGAGCUGAGUGUGCGCCGCAGCCACGAGAAGUCGAUCGCGAACCUCGGCAAGUCGCCGCCCGAGAAGAUCACUGUCGGCCGCCACUUUGACAAGCUCUUCUUGACCGAGACAGUCGAGCGCAUCGACACGUGGCUCGCCGACUCUGCGUCCGCCGACGCCAGUUCGCCCGCCGAGCUGUUCAUUUCCGCGCGCAACUCGUUCCGUCGGCUGCUCGUGCUCCACGCGGCGCGGUUCCUGUCGACCCAUCCCGACGCCAAGUCGCUGUACAUGGAGACCAACGACAACGGCGUGCGCCUCAUCCGCACGUCGUCGGCCGUCGAGCGCGAUUCGCUCAAGAAGCGCAAGAUCGACGCCAUGAACCAAGACGUUGAAGCCGCCAUCGGGUUCUCCAAGGUCAUCCAGCUGCUAGGCAAGUCCAACAAACCCGUGGUGGGUCACAACUGCCUCCUGGAUUUUGUCUACUUGUUCCACCAGUUUGUGGGGCCGCUGCCGCCCACCCUCGUGCAAUUCAAGCUCCAGCUCGGCAAGGCGUUCCCCGCCAUCUUCGACACCAAGCACCUCGCCAUGAUGUCCCCAGUCCGCGACCAGUUCGAGUCGACGUCGCUGUCUGCCAUGUUUGAGUACAUGCGGGACCACCUCGCCCUCGAUGUGUCGACACUGGUCAGCCCAGACACGUCCAGCUCGUACCACCACGCGCUCAAGAAGCCGUCCGCUGACGCCGCCGCCAUGCCAUGCCACGAAGCCGGCUUCGACGCGCUCAUGACCGCCAUCGUCCACCUUGGCUUCACAUCGCUCUCGGCCAACGGAUGGUCCACGGACCUCCCCCUCGACCUGCGCACGGACUUUCGGAACCUGUCCUUGUACGAGAACCGCAUCAACCUCAUGGUAGUGGAUCGUCCAUCGUAUUUAGACGUGGGCGACGUCGACCAAGAGCUGGACCGGCGACAUGUGUACGUGUUGUCGGGGGACGCGGCGGCGCUCAAGGAGGCCCGUCCCGACGACAUGUUUGCCGCGUCGCGUGUGAAUCGGGUGGUCCGGGAAGACAAGGAAACGUACGUGUUCCUGUCGGAACCCGUCCAAGGCGACCUCCCCACACACCCACACCUCGUGGUUUCUCCGUUUGCAGAGUACAUCAAAGCCACUGCGAAGAAGAAUGAACCCAAGUACGACGACCAAGACAAGGCCGACGACGCUGCUCCGCCCGCCCGAUGGUGCACGAUUCAAUAAACGCUAGACAUGCCAUUCAUGAUUGAUGUCCAGUCUGUUGUUGUUCACAGUCAGUGUAUGUACAGGAUUGACUUGCUAACGUUAUGUCAUGU